AUGUUCUCUCGUGUCUACUCUGUCCUCGCCUUCAUCUUCUUCUUCGCUGGCCUUGCUGCCGCUACAACCACUACGGUUACCGUCACCACUUUUGCCCCCGGUGCAACCCCCACCACCCCCGCCAGCCAGUGCAACACUGACUCUCUUUUCUGCUGCAACCUUGCCCAACAGGCUAAUGUUCUCGGUGGAGUCAUCCAAUUCCUGCUCGGCAUCGCCCAAAUUGCCGUCUCUCCUGUUACUGCUCUCGUUGGCGCAGACUGCACAUCCCUUAUUGCUGGAAACAGCUGCAGUGCCAGUGCCCAACCCGUCUGCUGCCAGAACAACAACUUUGCCGGAGCAAUCGUCAUUGGGUGCACCCCCGUCAACGUCAACCUCUAA
This is a messenger RNA of Psilocybe cubensis, 378 nucleotides long. RefSeq lists its product as uncharacterized. Gene Ontology annotation, cellular component: fungal-type cell wall. The coding region runs from base 1 to 378 and encodes 125 amino acids. NCBI's taxonomy places the organism in Eukaryota, Fungi, Basidiomycota, Agaricomycetes, Agaricales, Agrocybaceae. Gene Ontology annotation, molecular function: structural constituent of cell wall. The transcript has 4 exons. The record is from RefSeq and is a predicted model, not a curated record.